UGACGUUUCGGGCAGCCGGCUGAUUCCAGUGUUUUCCCGUGUUGUGUUGGCCGAACAGGAACUUUUCUCCAAUUUUAAUCCGCAAAAGUGAUAAAGUAUGUCCUCGAAGGAAUUAAAAGCGGCCCUGAAGGAGGCCCGCGAAGCGGUCAAGAACAAAAAGUUCUCCGAUGCCAUCAAAUUGUGCAAUAAAAUCCUCCGCGAGGACAAGGAAAACUACAUGGCCCUUCUGCUGAUGGGGGCCUCGUACCAGGAGACGGACAAGAAGGAAGCGGCCGCCUAUCUGAAGCGUGCCCUCGCGGCAAACUCUGACCAAACAGUGGCGCUGCAGGGGUUGGCCACCUGCGCCGACGAUCGGGAUCUGCCGGAGGUCUGCGAAAAGUUGCUCGCGUUGACACCGGACAAGUAUGGCGAUUUGCAUGGGAAGCUGCUGGGGGUGGCCAGCAGGGGAGAGCAGGUCGAAAAGGUGUUGGGUAUUUUCGAGCGGGAGGCGUCGAAGGAGGGGGAGCCGGAUCGCGUUCGUUCGGCGUUCCAGUGUCUGUCGAAGGUGCUGCUGGCGGAUCCGGCGUUGGAGGGAAAGCAUGAGACGUUGGUUGAGCGAACGCUGGAGUUUGAGGUGGACAAUCCGGAGGAUCCGUUUUUGCAUGAUAAGUUUAAGCGAUAUUUGAAACUGUUGUACAAACUAAAACUGCAUGAAAAGCUUGUGCGGAAGGCUUGCGCAAUGCACGGCCGGUUCCGGAACGACAACUACCCGCUGGAGUGGAUCUGCAAAGUUUACGCCGAAGAGCUGAUUGAUGAUUGUAGCAUGGAGAAGCUGCUAUCGAGACCGCUUCAACAGUACAUCGACGCAGCAAUUGAGAUAAAGUCGGAUUCGGCGCUGGCGCUGGUCGCCAGUGGUAUCUUGAGCUACCGCAGUGGGGAAAUGUCCAGGGCAAAGGAGUUGCUACGCAAGGCGGACUCGGUUCAACCAAAUUGGUCCAUUUGUUUGAAGGUGUUGGCCGAGGUGUACUUCCGGGAGAAGGCGUUUGGGCUAGCGGAGAAUAUCUACCGGCAGCUUAAAAUUGUGAAUUCGAAUUUGUUCGUUGCUUUGGUGGAGGAUGGCAGCGAGGAAAAGCUGCAGGAAGCUGCCAAAUAUUGCGUUGAUUUGCAGAAGGAUUGUGACGACGAAAGAUUUUUAUUUUAUUGUGCAAAAAUGAAUUUGCUUCUGGGAAAUCUUGAAGAUUUAGAAGGCUUCAUGAAUAAGCUAAAAGCGUUGAACGUUUCCCAAGAUCGAUUGGAUUAUCUGAGCGCGUUGCGAAUGAAAUCCAAUGGAAAGCCGCAAGAAGCGUUAGAAAUACUUCAAAAGCACGAAAACAGCUGCGACUGUCUGCUAGAACUGGCCAAAUUGCACUACGAGGCCCAAAACGUGGAGCAGAGCUUUAUGGCCGCGCUGAAGGCAACCAAACUCGACCCGAACAACGCCAAAUGCUUCCACUGGCUCGGCAAGCUCUACCUCCACAACGCGGACACGGCCCGUGCGCGCAAGUGUCUGGAAAAAUGCAUCAGUCUCAACCCGGCCCAGAAGGAAGCGAUCAUUCUGCUCAGCUCGCUGUAUCGCACCCUCGGCGAAUGGGACGCCAACUCGAAGCUGCUGCAAAGCUCGGUUGCGCUCGGUGCCACCGGAAGCGGUUCCGCGUGGGCCCAUCUCCAGCUCGGGCUGCACCACCUGGGCCAGCAAAAGCACGACGAAGCGAUUGCCGCCUUCCGGACGGUGAUCCGGUACGACGUGGCCAACAUCACCGCCUGGGAGGGCCUGGCCGACGCGUACAUGGGCCGGGGUUCGUACUCGUCCGCGGCGAAGGUGUUUGAGAAGACGGCCGAACUUAAGCCGGACAAUCCGUACCCGAAGCUGCAGCUGGCGAAUAUUAAGAAUAUCCUUCGCCAACACCGUGACGCCGUGGCGCUCUUUGAGGAGCUACUCUCCACCAACGAAAAGUACUUUCCCGCGGUCAAGGGUAUCGCCGAAUCGUACGCCGGUCUGUGCUACUACCGGCUGGGUCAGCGCCUGGUCGGAAAAGCCCGCGAUCACGCCCAAAGUGCCGUCGAUUAUGUGACGCGAGCGAUCAAGCUGAAGCCCAACUUUGUCUGUCUGUGGAAGCUGCUGGCGAACGUGUUGGACACGGUGGCGGAAUUUCCACGGCCACGGUCGCACUUGUUGAUCGAGGGUGGGUUGGCGGGAGUGGCUCACCGGAAGAAUGCGCUGGUGGAGGGGGAGAAGCUGUUCGAGUUGGCCAGUCGGUGCUACAGCCGGGCGAUCAAGAUCAACGGGGAUGACAGUUUGCUGUGGUACGAGCUGGCGUUGAAUCACUAUCGGCGGGCGACGAGGUUCGGAACGGUUCGGGAAGAGAGUGUGAAGAAAUUGAGUUCGGCGGUUGAGGCAGCGAAGCAAGCGAUCAAGUUGGAACCGAGCAGGUGGCAAAAUUGGAACCUGCUUGGGGUCAUCUGCGCCAGCAAGGAGAUUAAUAAUUUGGCUCUGGCUCAGCACUGUUUCAUUGAGGCGAUUUCGGUGGACAAGAAAACUGCGGCCGUGGGUUGGUCCAACUUGGGAGUGAUGUAUUUGCUGCAGGGUUCGAUCGGACUGGCCAACAAGGCCUUUGGACGGGCCCAGCAGACGGACACGACCUGCAUCAACGCUUGGAUUGGCCAAGCCAGCAUUGCUGAACAGAUGGGUCACGCCGAAGAGGCGAUGGACCUGUUCCGACACUGUACACAGCUAGGCUACCAUCCGGAAUCGGCGCUAAGUUAUGCGCACUGGGUUUGCUCGGUUCUCAGUGAGGAAGAUUACAGCAAAAACAAGCGAAAUCAGUUUGCGAUUGAAAACAUGCACGCGCUGCCGUUGUCGCAUGAUUCGAUUCAGUGGCACUGCAUCGACAAGCAUGACGAAGCUUCUGUCGAGGCACUCAGCUUCCUUGGAAACAUCAGCAGCCGGCUGGGACUGUGGGCCACGGCGUGCGAAGCCUACCGAAAAGCGGCGGCCAAAGCCAACGGUCAGCAAAAGGAUCACAUCUUGUGCGAUCUGGGCCAGUGCCUGCUCAAGCGGAAACUGUACUCCGAAGCCGUGGAGUGCUUCCAGCAGGUCAGUGAAGCCACCUACCAGGCCACGGUCGGGAAGGCGUUGGCGUACUUCAAGGCCGGCCAGUAUCAGGAAUCGUACGCCGAGUAUGAAAGCGCACUAAACUGGCUUGCUACUUCGGACCUGGAGAAGUCCUACGUGCUGAUCGCGAUGUCCGCCAUGGUGUACGCAUUCCAGGGUGAAGCCGACGCCAAAACGAUUCUGUUUCAAUGCAUCACCCUACCCGAACCGCCCAUCGAGGCUCUCUUUUCGGCGUGCGCCCUUGGCCUUCUGCACAAAGACGCCGUCCUCACCGAGCUAGUCAUCAAGGAGCUGCGCAAGUACGAGGACGAUCCCAAGCACGGCCACCACGUGGUCUACCUGGUGUCGCAGUUUUACUGGGCAAAUAAACAAAAGUCCCAAUCGCUGGCCUACCUCGUGUCCCAGGUGCACAAGUGGCCCGCCCGGGCCAAGCUGCGCCAGGUGUUGGCCAUCUCGCUGCUGAAAAACCAUCGCACCCCCAAGCAGAACCUGAUCGUGGCCAGUGGGAUUGCGCAGAGUGCGCUGGUGCUGGAUUUGCACGACCGGCAGGGCAGUACCCGGGCCGAGGAUGCGGCCAAGUGGCUGGCGGUGGCCAGCGAAGCGGUUCGGCCGGUCGACGAGCGGCGGAGGCGUGUCCUGGCUCAGAAGGCGGUCCACGUGGAUCCCACGUGCCGGGAGGCGUGGAGCUCGUUGAUUCGGGUGUUGCAGGCCAAAAAGUGAGGAAUGUCGGCGGGGAAUGUGAUUUGAUUGUUGAGUUUGGUGGAAUAAAUUGGAAAGUGAAUAUGUGAUAUUCAUAAUUUAAA
Molecule: messenger RNA, 3933 nt
Organism: Culex quinquefasciatus (southern house mosquito)
Lineage: Eukaryota; Metazoa; Arthropoda; Insecta; Diptera; Culicidae
Product: tetratricopeptide repeat protein 37
Exons: 5
Coding region: 98-3850 (1250 amino acids)
Cellular component (GO): Ski complex
Molecular function (GO): protein binding
Source: RefSeq, a predicted model, not a curated record